Fomitopsis serialis is the source of this 607-nucleotide messenger RNA. RefSeq lists its product as uncharacterized. The record is from RefSeq and is a predicted model, not a curated record. Bases 179 to 511 code for a protein of 110 amino acids. The transcript has 3 exons. NCBI's taxonomy places the organism in Eukaryota, Fungi, Basidiomycota, Agaricomycetes, Polyporales, Fomitopsidaceae.
GCCACUUCACGUCAGUGGUGCCAGACAUAUGAUCUAGGUCCCUGCAGCCACAAGCGAUAUAUAAAGGGCGCAGAACGCGACGAACGGCUUCUCACCAAGCACUUCACGACCCAACUGCAUCUUCACGACCCCGACUAUCUAUUGACGACUCUAUUCAAUCACCAUCACAACUCUCACCAUGUCCAACGAUAACACCAACAACAACGGCCCCAACAAGACCACCGGCCAGCUGCACUCCCUGAAGGGAACUGCCGUCGAAGCCGUCGGUAACCUCACCGGUGCGACGUCGUGGCAACAGUCUGGCCGCGACGAGCACGCCAGGGGCGAGGGCGAGUACCAAGCUGCCCAGGCCGAGGGCUACGUCGAGGGCACCAAAGACCGCGUCGGCGGCCGCAAGGACGCCGUCGUCGGCGCUGUCACCGGCGAUCGCCAACAAGAGACGACUGGCAACGUCCGUCGUGACAAGGGCUCGGUUCAGCAGGACAUCAACCGACCGUCGUCCACUAACUGAGCGGUCACGGGAAGAUACCCUAGUUUAAUCUCGUCGUAAUGGCAGUGUAUCGAUAAUGUCGGUGGAUGUUGGAUAAUAUAGACAUCAUGCCAUGAA